Molecule: messenger RNA, 4360 nt
Organism: Hevea brasiliensis (rubber tree)
Lineage: Eukaryota; Viridiplantae; Streptophyta; Magnoliopsida; Malpighiales; Euphorbiaceae
Product: disease resistance protein At4g27190
Exons: 3
Coding region: 223-4074 (1283 amino acids)
Molecular function (GO): protein binding; ADP binding
Source: RefSeq, a predicted model, not a curated record
UCGGCCAUCAUUAUAAAAUCACUUCAAAAGGACGCAACCCAUCGCCAUUAGCUGUCUAACAUUUGACUGAUUUCCUUCGAGGGCAUCGAGUGGAUCCAGCGCCCAAUCUGCAGAUAACAGGAGAUUCCGAAACUGUGGAAAAGGUCGAAAGGAGAAGGAAAUACUUUGAUUUGAUAUUGCAUUUUUUCGUUGGAUUCGUAAAAUUGCUUAUUUACAGGCAGCAUGGACGUGAUCAAGAUUUUGUCUGGAAUUGUUCAAUUUCUCUGGCAGAAGGGACAUAUCAAACACCAGGAGCAGAAUAUCGAACAACUUAAGCUGAAAAUAAGAUUUUUAUAUUAUAUGAGAGAUGCUUUAAAAGAAGAGAUAAUGAAAGAAUUGGUUCGUGGACGGAUGCCAAGCAGAGAAUACAGAACAUGGCUACACAAGGGUGAAAAAAUCGAACAUCAAAUCAAUGACAUGCUGGAUGCUCAACUCAAGGAUUCUGUCAUUGAUGUGCAAUUCAGUGUAGAACAAUCAAAGCAGUGGGUGAGUAUGCUGGAAUAUGAGAUCGUCAAGUGCUUGGAAAGAUCUCCAUUUGAUCAUGGUCCCAGCAGUGAUCCACAACAUGAAACAAUGAGGAUGUCUACUUCAAGGAUUGAAAGAAAGAUGUAUCGCUCUAUGAAGAAGGGACAGAAGGUUAAGAGUCUUAAGACACAAGCAAGGGCUGAGAAAAAGGCUACAAGAAAAUUUAAGCUGGCAAAAUUUGGAAGUGCAGUAUCAAAAGCUAUAGCGAAGCCUUUUCCAAAGAAGGGACAGAUUUAUCUGGUCCAAAAAGUGGAGGGUAAUAAGGCAACUGCAGAAGCUUAUAUACAGGAGAUAAAAAGUGAGAUAACAGGCGUUCCAUCUUCACCAUCUAGUCUCAGUAUUGAAGAAAAAAAGACAGAUUCGAUCUCCGUCAUGAAGGGCAACACGUUAACUGCAGAAGCAGAGCCAAAGGAGGUGAUAUAUGAGACAAUGGUCGAGCCAAUUUCACCAUCUAGUGCCAGUAUAGAAGCAGCAAAGAUAGAUUUGGCCUCUAGAGAGAAAGGCAACAAGGAAACUGCAGAAGUAGAGCAGGAGGUAGAAGAUGAGAUAACGAUCGUACCAACUUCAUCUAUUUCCAGUAUGGAAGCAGCAAAGGCAGAUUUGGCCCCUGGAGUGAAGGGAAACAUGGCAGUUGCAGGAGUAAAGCCAAAGGAGGUGGAAGAUGAGAUAACUAUCGUGCCAACUUCACCAUCUAUUCCCAGUAUGGAAGCAGCAAAGGCAGAUUUGGGCCUCAGAGCCGGGGGAAACAUGGCAGCUGCAGUGCCAGUUAGAGUAAGAGAUGUGAUAACCUCCGCAAAGCCUGAGAUGGUGCCUGCCUUGAUAAAAGAGCAUGAUAAUUUCCCUACUGCUGAUGGUGGAGAAAUCAGAAUCAAACACAUGGUGCAGAAAAUACAUGGAUUCAUUACUAACACAAAUGCCAAAAUAAUUGGUAUAUAUGGGCAAAGAGGGAUUGGUAAGACCAGUAUACUCAAAGUCUUGAUAGAUGAUCCAAAAGUCAAAGACAUGUUUCAUACCAUAAUUUGGGUGACUGUAUCAAGAUGCUGGAGCACAAAGAAGAUACAAGAUGAAGUUGUGAGAAAGUUAGAAAUUGGAGAGGCAGACUUUGGACCUGAUAGUGACAUGGCUAAGAUAUUGUUUCGAACUCUAGAAAAAAAGAAGUUCUUGCUUAUUCUCGACGAUGUUUGGGAGAAGAUUGAUUUACAUGCAGUUGGUAUUCCUUCUUCCAGUCUAGGAAAGGGUUGCAGAUUGAUAUUGGCAACAAGAUCACUUGAAGUUUGUCAUGACAUGGCAGACAAGGAGAUUGAAGUUGGGGGUCUCUCCAGUAAAGAGGCUUGGGAGUUGUUUCGGAAACAAGCAGGUCAAAUUGUUGAUUCUCCAAACAUCCAGCCUUAUGCUCGAGGCAUAGUUAACGAGUGUGGCAAAUUGCCACUAAAUAUUAUUGUUACUGCAAGGGCUUUGACAGGGGAAAAUAAUGUUUCAGUGUGGAAACAUGCAUUGAAGGACUUUCUAUUGGCUAAAACUGGAAAUUCUGACUUUGACCCUCAAAUCCAACAAAUGAAAUUCAGUUAUGAAAGGCUAAAGGUUCACGCCUCAAAGACUGAUGUACUAAUGUCUUGUGACAUACAGAGUUGCUUCCUAUACUGUGCACUACUUCCAGAAGAUUACGAGGUCAAUACAUUCAGACUAGUAGAUUACUGGAUUCGGGAGGGUUUAAUUGCUGGGAACUCAGCUGAUGCACGCAAGAAGGGACAUGAUAUAGUUAGAGUUCUCAUAGAUGCAGCCCUACUGGAAAGCACUAACAAGAGCACUUGCAUAAAAAUGCAUGACACCAUCAGGGAUCUAGCCUCAGGGAUCUUAUCAGCAAAGGCAGAAAGUUGCCACUUUCUGGGGAGAACUUGUCCUAGACUUACACGGUUGCCAAAUCUAGGAAGUAAUUCAUUAUCACCAAUUGAAAGCAUAGAAAGAUACCAUAUGUGGAGACCUGAAGAUCACCAUGAAUACUUGUUCAUGGCUGGAGCAGGAUUAGCAGAACCUCCUCCAGAGGAAGAGUGGGAACCAGCAAAGAUGAUUUUUCUAAUGGAUAAUGAAUUGUCCAGCCUGCCUGCUAGACCAGAAUGCCCCAAUCUUUUGAUGUUGUUACUCCAAAGAAACUUCCGCCUUAGAGUUUUACCCGACUCUUUCUUUGGUUUCAUGCCUCUUCUCAAGGUGCUGAACAUGUCUAAAACCAGGAUCACUUCCUUGCCAACCUCAAUCUCGCAGCUUCCUAAUUUGGAACAACUUAACCUGAGAGAUUGUGAGCGUCUAAUGAAGCUACCUUCAGAAGUGGGAAAACUUAAACGUCUUGAGUUGCUUGAUCUCCAUGGCACUGUUCUGAAUGAAUUGACUAAAGAAAUUGGAGAACUAGAAUCUCUGAAGGACUUGGAAGUAUCUUUUUAUGGACCUGUUGACCAUAGAGAGUAUUCCAAACUGUCAUCUAAACUCAUUCCAGAUGGUACCAUAUCAAAGCUACCUUCUUUAAUUAAUCUUAGCAUUGUUGUGUUCCCAGGAGACCAUCGGUGGAACGACACAACAGAAUCUGUCAUAAAGGACGUGUGCAACCUGAAAAAUUUAACUUCCUUAAGAUUCUACUUUCCCAAGGUGCAACAACUUCAGGACUUUCUUCAAAUGAGUCACUCAUGGAAGCAUAAUCUAUUAAGGAACUUCAACUUCAUUGUUGGCUAUGACAUCAAGCGCAUGUUAUCGCGGGUUCCUUCUAAUGUGGAGUUAGAUUACAAUCAACAACAAAGGUGCCUGCGGCUUGUGAAUUACAAGAAAAUACCAGAAGAUGCCAUCGUGGAAGUACUAACUCGAACAACAGCGUUCUACCUUGAUCACCUCCUCAAGAUCCGCAGUCUAUCACAGUUUGGAGUUAAAAACAUAAUAGGAUUGGAAUUUUGCAUAGUUAGGGAAUGUCCCGAGAUUGAAUACAUCAUUGAUGGUAAAGAACUGGCAUUACCAUUUCUAGAACACCUGAGCCUCCAUUAUCUAGAGAAAUUGAAGGGGAUUUGGAAGGAACAAUUGCCAUUUGGAAGUUUCGCUAGUCUAAAAUGUUUGAGCAUUCACACAUGUUGGCAGUUGAAGUUUGUUUUCACAAGCUCUAUGAGUAGGCACUUCCCUAACUUGGAAGAGUUGGUUGUUGAAGAUUGUAAAGCCAUCACGGACAUCAUAUUUGUGGAGAACAACAUCGAGCUUAAUUAUGCUAUGCUUCCAAAGUUGAAAAAUAUGGCACUCAGAUAUUUGCCUAAUUUGGUCAGCAUCUGGGAAGGGCCCUGGCCAUCUUUGGAGCAUAUUAGCUUUUACCAUUGUCCAAAGCUGAAGAAACUAAGCAUGGGUUCUGUCUCCGAGUUCAGAUCAUCCAUCAAGAAGAUAGAAGCAGAGAAACAAUGGUGGGAUAUGUUAAAAUGGGAGGACUAUUCUUUGCGUGACGAACUUCAGACUUGUUUCUUCCCUUUAACAGAAGAAGAAUUGUAAUGGUCAGCAAGAGCAUACAUUAUGCAAGCACUGUACAAAAAAAGAAACUUGUCUACGGUAUAUAUACAGUAUUAGAUUUCAUCUAUAUGGUGGAGUGCACUACACACCAGUGCAGGCAAAAGUUCUCGCCUAUGUAAGUAACUCAGUUGUGAUAUCUGUAACAAAACUUGUUACUUUGCUGCUUCAGUUUUAUCAAUUUAAACUUCUGUAAUUAAACCAAAGGUUACUUAAGUUUGACUUGAUCUCAGUUUGAUCAUAAAGGAUAAUUAAGAUAAUUUUAUGCCAA